Molecule: messenger RNA, 882 nt
Organism: Enterobius vermicularis (human pinworm)
Lineage: Eukaryota; Metazoa; Nematoda; Chromadorea; Rhabditida; Oxyuridae
Source: the annotation of a GenBank genome assembly
AUGACUGCCACAGUAGGAAAACCUCCUGAAGACGGGUUUCGCUUUAGCGAAGAUCCUGCGAACAGUGUUGUUCUUUCAUCUUCUGUUCCUGUACAUAGCGAAGGUUUAAUGCAGGCACCACAUGCUCGUACCUCUCAUCGUAUUUACUCGGAAAGCGAUGCCGGUUCGCCUAGGAUUUCGAAGCACAGGAGGACCAGGAGAAGGCGUGGUGGCAAAGGGCGGUGGAAGCCAUAUCAUAACUUGACAGUGGAAGAAAAAAUUGCUAAAGAUGAAAGGGACGAAAGAAAAGCUGUACAGAAGCGUGAUAGAUUGUUUUCUUACGGAAAGGCUAUGGCUCCAUAUAACACAACGCAGUUUUUGUUGGAAGAUAGGGAGAAGCGGGUCACAGGCGAUUCUGAUGGUGAUUCAGUGAAUGGAGUGACAGUGGCUAACAGCAGUGGCUGGCAGGGUUCAAUGAGAGUCAAUUUUUUUAUUGCUUUCUCGUCGAGACUUUGUCGCGUUACUAGGAGCGAUAAUCCUGUAUCGAUAUUCGGUUUCAGAUGCCGUGUUUGUUCGGGAUCGGACCCGGGAGUUAACAGUUCAGACUCUGGCAGUGUCUCUUCAGAAGAAGAUGAGCUUGAACGGGAAUUUGAAGCAGAUUACGAUAGCGUCAACUUGGUGAGGAUCGGGGGAAUGUCGAGAGAGGAGGUUACGCAUGAAAUGUUACUUCUGGAACGUAGCAAAGGGAAGCUGGAAGAUCGGGUUGGUGACUUGACGUCGGAGAAUGAACGUUUGAAGAAGUUGUUAGAGGCCAACAAUAUUGUUUAUAAAGAUAGUAGAACAAAACGACGUCGAAGCGGUGACUCCGUUGCAUCUGAGGGUAGCUUGGUAAUGACUACCUGA